ACCCGUUCGAUUGAAUAUUGCAAUUGAUUCCGGUGGUUUUUAUGUUUUGUUUUUGAUUUCGGUUCGGCUUUCGGUUUGUUCGCCACGCCGUAGUGUAUAUACUAUAUAAUAUAUGUAUACGUGGUGCUCUUCAUUUAUGCAUCGCCGGGUAAAAUUAUCAACUGAUAUCCGAUUUAACGUUUAGCAUAAAAUAAUAUCUCACUCAUCUAUUAGUAAUUAUCGUUUGCCGUCGUCGACUUAAACGUACAUUAAGUGUGCAUGCGGUUCAAUACACACAAAUACACUAUGGAAAUAUUUUGGCAUAGCCUGUUGAUCGGUUGCGUAAUGACGGCGACGGUUUAUGGAUUAAACGAUGUGGUACAAGAACGAGUGUCACCCAAUACUGAAGAAUAUCGAGACGAUACCGUCACUGCCGAAGAUCACGAGCACCAUAGGAUCAUCAUCGUGGUGCCCAAAGAGAUACCUCAUCACGUGAAUCACGUGCACACGUACAAGCUAGCCGGCAAGGGCAUACCGUUGAUCCAUUCCGGCAAAGUGGUGCACGACCACAAGCACAGCGGCAAGGUGGCGCACGAGCACGGGCACAAGGGCAAAUCGUCACACACGCACAAGCAUGUGGGCAAGCAAGGACACCAGCACAAACACCUCGGGUACCUGGGCCACCACCACUACGGCAAGUUCAUCGUCACCGGCGGCCACCACAAGCACCAUCACCUGCAGCAGGCGCCGAUCGAGCAUCACCGGCACCACCCGCUGCUGCACACCGCCGCGCACAAGCUGCAUCUGCAGCACCAACAGCACUUGCACCAUAAACAGCAGCUGAAGCAGUCCGGAGACUACCUGGUGCAACAGCACGGCGGAGGCAGUAGCGGCAUUUAUAACCAGGGACAACACGGAGGCCCUACCUCCGGCCGCAUUCAGUUCAUCCCCUCGUCGAAGCCCCAAGGGCUGGGCUCGUUCAUACCAGCCGAGAUCCAGCAGUACAUUGACGGCCGGCACGGCGUCCGUGGUCUGCAACAACAGCAACAAUACGAGGCCGCCGAUGACGGCGACGACGAUCACGAAGGCCAGGUCGGGCCGCCGGCCGCGUACAACGUGAUACACCUGCGGGUGCCCGGCGACCAGGGUGGCCCGAACAUUUACAAGCAGGUGGACAUCGACCUGGCCAACAACGUGGCCAAACUGCAACCCGGUGACAAGCAGCAGCCGGGCGUUACGGCUAACUUUAAGACGGUGACGCAGUACAACAAAGUGAUUGGACAUGGUCGCGCGCCGAUCACGCCCGAAGACGAAUUCGAAGCGCAGACGGACGACGAAGACGUGGAUGGUGGUGGUGGCGAGCGGUUGCUGGAAAAUGUCGGCUACCGGUUUGGCGAGGGCUACAGGCUGGCCAUGGAGUCGGGAGGCUCCCGGGACUUCACGGCCGCGCAGGAACAGGACGAGGAAGAAGUUGACGAGUUCAAAGAGCCCUCGGUCACCGCGGAAGACGAUUUCUCGUCCGACGGCAACGCUUACAGCCAGGCGUACCGCGUUCAAUUUUGAUCGAUCAGAAAAUUAUCUGAUCCAUUAGUUUAAUUUUUGAUUUUUUUUUUCGUACCUGUAAAUUAUUCGUUUUUUUAU
Sipha flava (yellow sugarcane aphid) is the source of this 1620-nucleotide messenger RNA. RefSeq lists its product as uncharacterized. Bases 259 to 1542 code for a protein of 427 amino acids. Lineage: Eukaryota; Metazoa; Arthropoda; Insecta; Hemiptera; Aphididae. The record is from RefSeq and is a predicted model, not a curated record. The transcript is spliced from 4 exons.